Messenger RNA from Osmia lignaria (orchard mason bee), 541 nucleotides. RefSeq lists its product as uncharacterized. Lineage: Eukaryota; Metazoa; Arthropoda; Insecta; Hymenoptera; Megachilidae. Gene Ontology annotation, biological process: sensory perception of smell; detection of chemical stimulus involved in sensory perception of smell. Gene Ontology annotation, cellular component: plasma membrane. Gene Ontology annotation, molecular function: odorant binding; olfactory receptor activity. The record is from RefSeq and is a predicted model, not a curated record.
GAUCUGGGGUUUUUUAAUUCACACUUAUUCUCAGCUGGAGAUACUCGGGUGUCGUCUGAGAGCGAUCAAACCCGGGGAUAAUCAUUCUGCGAAAGCGGCUGUUCGUUUCCAUAAUCGCGUGUAUCGAUUCGCCAGGAUGAUAAAUGAAGAAUUUAAGAUGAUUAUUUUUGUUCAGUUCACCGUAAGUACGUUGGUGGUGUGCUUCACCCUUUACAUACUGGUAAUAACGAAAGAGGUAAAUGCGACAUUUGUUAAAAUAAUAGUGUACGCGUGUUCUAUGCUGGUGCAGAUAUUCUUCUUUUGUUGGUAUGGGAACGAAGUGAAACUGAAGAGCCUCGAAAUUCCUAAUGUGAUAUUCGGAAGUGACUGGACGCAACUGAACAAGGAUACUAAAAGGAUUCUGUCGGUGAUUAUGAGGCGUGCUACCAAGUCCAUUGAAUUCACUAGUGGUCAUGUUGUGACUAUGAAUUUGGAGUCAUUUGUAAGCUUGCUUAAAACUUCCUAUUCGGCGUAUAAUGUGCUUCAAAGUGGCCAGGGUUAG